UUAAAUAGACCAUGGAGAAUUUAUUAUCUCUGCUCUCUUGUCAUUAUUCUUUGCUGAUUUUAUUUCAGUACAAAUACCAGGUGUAUGGAAACUAUUCCCAGCUACCCAAACACCCAGGGUUCAAAGUUCUUGCAUCAGCUUCCCAUUACUGGCCGUUGGAAGAUGUGGAUGGAAUUCAUGAGUUUCGGGAUACGAAUGGAGCUCUAAGAAUCCACAACUUCACUGUGCUUCCUUCCCAUAACUCUACCUUUGUAUAUACCAAUGACUCUGCCUACUCUAACUUCUCUGCAACUGUAGAUAUUGUAGAAGGAAUGGUGAACAAAGGAAUUUACGUCACUGAAAAGAAAGGAGUUACCUUUCUCUUCUUUGGAAGCUAUCAAAAUUCUUGCAUUAGUAAUCCAGAAGUUUGUGGACCUGAAGGAGUAACAUUUUCCUUUUUCUGGAAGACUCAAGAUCAGCAGGCUAAGUUUCUCCCUGCCUCUGGCGGACAAGUAAUUUCCAGUGGUUUCAAAAUCUGCUCAAAUGAAGGUGAAGGCUCAGUGGAAUUUUACACCCGUGGGAAUGCAAUGAUGAAGUGGAAAGCAAGCUUUAGUCCGCCAGGUCCUUAUUGGACUCAUAUUCUCUUUACUUGGAAAUCAAGAGAAGGACUGAAAGUCUACGUCAAUGGAACUCUGAACACAACUGAUCCGGAUGGGAAAGUUUUCUAUGACUACGGAGAUCCCAGUGCAAAUCUACUGACUGGGACAGAGGAGGAUCAAACUAAGCGCUAUGUGAAUGGGGCAUUUGAUGAAUUCAUUAUAUGGGAAAGGGCACUCACCCCCAACGAAAUUGAGCAGUACUUUACAGCUGCUAUUGGUGUGCAAGUUUUGCUUUCUUAAACGCUUCCAUGGUCUGUGAUGACAACCACUACAAAACCUGUGCUCUCUACAAACGCCUAUCGUCCCAUCAUAACUAACCUGACCGAGGAGAGAGGGAACUUCCGCUCCCCCGACACCAUGCUGGGUUACCUGGAGAACGUGUCCUUCAGCUUGCCCAACAAAUCCUUGUCAGAAAAUACUGCUCUAAGCCUGACAGAGGCAUUUUUAAAAGCUGUUGAAGACUUUCUGUUACUGCCCAACUGGAUUGAUGUACCAGAGACCGCUCACGUAUUUGGAAGUUUAAUUCAAACUAUUGACAGUGUGAUGGCUCAUAUGACGCACAAUCUGGAUGAAAACUCAUUACCUUUAACUGUUGAGGGCACGACAUCUGUGGCAGAUUACACCUUGGUCAAAAUGCAUCCUCAGACUCUGAAUUUGUCGCACUAUCGAUUUCCAUAUCGAGGACAGAGUUAUAUUUCCAUUCCCAGUGAAGCUUUUCAUGAAAAAGCUUGGAUUACCAUUGUCGGCCUGCUUUACCAUAACAUGCACUAUUUCUUUCAUAAUAUCAACCCUAUGGAUACCAAGAUUGCUGAAGCUGCUGCCUACAAAGGUUAUAUGAUCUCAGCAACCAGUUAUCUUAUCUCUAUCAAAGUGGAACCUCUACCCAAGUUGUCCCACAAUCUGUCAGGAUCUCCCCUUAUUACCAUCCAGCUCACCCACAAAUUGACUCCCAGACAAUACAGCCAAGCACUAAAUAAGAGUAACAGAGUUCAUCUUUACUGUGCAUUUCUGGACUAUAGCAAUGGAACUGGUGUUUGGUCUAAUGAAGGUUGUGUGCGUGAGAGUGGGGACCUCAACUACUCAGUGUGUCUUUGUAACCACCUCACUAACUUCGCCAUUCUGAUGCAAGUGGUGCCUCUGAAGCUAACAAGAGAACACCAGGUGGCCCUCUCCUCCAUCACUUACAUUGGCUGCGCUCUGUCCAUCUUCUGCUUGACGAUCACGCUGGUCACAUUUGCUAUAUUGUCGUCUGUCAGCACCAUCCGCAACCAGCGCUAUCAUAUCCAUGCCAAUCUGUCCUUUGCUGUCUUGGUGGCUCAGAUCCUGCUUCUCACCAGCUUUCAGUUCAGCCCUGGGACGGUGCCUUGCAAGAUCUUGGCCAUUCUCCUUCAUUUUUUCUUCCUGAGUGCUUUUGCAUGGAUGCUGGUGGAAGGAUUUCAUCUUUACAGUAUGGUGAUCAAAGUAUUUGGGUCAGAAGAGAGCAAGCACUUGUAUUACUACGGAAUUGGAUGGGGCUGCCCACUGGUGAUUUGUGUAAUUUCUACAACAUCGUCCCUAGACAGCUAUGGAGAAAGUGGCAACUGCUGGCUUUCACUAGAGAAUGGAGCAAUCUGGGCUUUUGUGGCACCGGCGUUGUUUGUAAUUCUGGUCAAUAUCGGUAUUCUCAUUGCUGUCACAAGAGUUAUCUCAAGAAUCAGUGCAGACAACUAUAAGGUCCACGGAGAUGCCAAUGCCUUCAAACUAACAGCUAAAGCCGUUGCUGUUCUCUUACCAAUCUUGGGGAGCUCGUGGAUCUUUGGGAUUUUGGCUGUCAAUGCCCAUGCAUUAGUAUUUCAGUAUAUAUUUGCCAUUUUCAAUUCACUACAAGGAUUUUUCAUGUUCCUGUUUCACUGUCUUCUGAAUUCAGAGGUUAGAGCUGCCUUUAAGCACAAAACCAAGGUCUGGUCCCUUACCAGUAGUUCAACUCGCAACAUCAAUGUGAAACCCUUCAAUUCAGACAUUAUGACUGGGAACAGGCCAGGCACGACCCCCACCAAGCUGAACACCUGGGAUAAAAGCACCAAUUCAGCCAACCGCAUUGACUUAUCAGCAGUCUGA
Messenger RNA from Aptenodytes forsteri (emperor penguin), 2735 nucleotides. RefSeq names its product adhesion G protein-coupled receptor D1 (gene ADGRD1). Gene Ontology annotation, biological process: adenylate cyclase-activating G protein-coupled receptor signaling pathway; cell surface receptor signaling pathway. The record is from RefSeq and is a predicted model, not a curated record. Gene Ontology annotation, cellular component: membrane. NCBI's taxonomy places the organism in Eukaryota, Metazoa, Chordata, Aves, Sphenisciformes, Spheniscidae. Gene Ontology annotation, molecular function: G protein-coupled receptor activity. The transcript has 26 exons.